This is a messenger RNA of Monosiga brevicollis MX1, 2114 nucleotides long. RefSeq lists its product as uncharacterized. Lineage: Eukaryota; Choanoflagellata; Craspedida; Salpingoecidae. The record is from RefSeq and is a predicted model, not a curated record. Gene Ontology annotation, molecular function: ABC-type transporter activity; ATP hydrolysis activity; ATP binding. Bases 46 to 1767 code for a protein of 573 amino acids. Gene Ontology annotation, cellular component: plasma membrane. The transcript has 3 exons.
AAGCACAUUCUCAAGGGCAUCUCCGGCCAUGUCACUGCGGGCGAAAUGUUGUCUGUCAUGGGCGCCAGUGGUGCCGGCAAGACCACACUGCUCAACAUGCUGGCUGGGCGCCUGUCGGAUGCCGGUCACGGCCGCUCCUCCGGCUCCAUCACCAUCAACGGCUACAAGCGCGAUUUUGAUACCUUUCGCCACAUCUCCGCCUACGUCCUUCAGUCUGACUCGUUUUUCCCCGAGCUGACCGUGCGUGAGACGAUCAUGCUCUCUGCCAAACUGCGCCUGCCCCACGACAUGCCCAUGUCUGAGAAGAAGGCCCGCGUUGAUGCCAUCAUUGCCGAGCUGGGCCUACGCAAGGUCGAAAACUCUUACGUCGGCAACGAGCUCAUCCGCGGUGUGUCUGGUGGCGAGCGCAAGCGCGUCAAUGUCGGCACAGAGCUCGUCACCAACCCCAGCCUCAUCUUCUUGGACGAGCCCACCUCGGGUCUGGAUUCAUUCAACGCGCAAAACGUCAUGCAGACGCUGAUGCAGCUCGCCGGCAAUGGCCGCACCGUCGUUGCCACGAUUCACCAGCCCCGUUCGACCAUCACCAACAUGUUCGACAAGCUGCUUUUGCUUUCCGAGGGCCAGACCAUUUACUUUGGCGAGGCUCACACGGCGGUCGACUACUUUGCCCAGGUCGGCUACCCUUGCCCCAGCUCCUUCAACCCAGCCGACUUCUACCUUGAUCUGAUCUCUCUGGACCAGCGUAGCGCCGAGUCCCAGCGCAUCACCACCAAACGCAUCGAGUACCUGGUUGGUCGCUACGUCGAUCACGCUGCCAAACACGACACCUUGGCUCUCCCUGCGCCAGCGGAAAAGAACAAUGCCCCCCCGACCUCGACCGUUGCCAAGCACGGCAAGUAUGCCAAUUCCUGGUUUACUCAGUUCAAGCUCCUCAGUCAACGUUCCAUUCGGCUCAUGAUGCGCGAGAAGGAGAAUAACAUUGCCAUGAUUGCGCAAACGCUUCUUUUCGCCGUUCUCCUCGGCCUUAUUUGGCUGCGCGAGGGUGAUAACCUCAACGAGGAGGGCGGUGUUACGGCCAUUGCUGGCGCCCUCUUCUUCAUCCUCGUCAACCAGAGCUUUGGCGGUAUUUUUGGCAUCAUUUUCCUCUUCCCUUCCGAGCGCAUCAUUGUUCUUAAGGAGCGAGCCUCGCGCAGUUAUCACGUUGGCGCCUACUUUUGGAGUAAAACUCUGGCUGAAUUACCUCGCACCUUUGUCACCUCGCUCGUCUUUUCCGUCAUUGGCUAUUUCAUGGUUGGCCUCCGCGACGAUGGUGACAACUUUUUCCGCUUUGUGCUCAUCCUGUUCAUGGUCACCUUGGCCUCGGAGGGUCUGGCCUACAUUGUCAGCGCCAUUGCCAAGGAUCCUCAGCAAGCUGGUGCCAUUGCUCCUGCUUUUGUAGUGACAAGCAUGUUGUUUGGCGGCUUCUUCAUCGGCUCCGACGCCAUCCCCGUCUUCCUGUUUUGGCUCAAAUACCUCAGCUUCCUCAACUACGGCUUUGCUGCGGCUAUGCAAAACGAGUUUUCGGACCGCGUGCUGGCCAACUGCACUGGUGCGCCCGAGGAUGACGUUUGCUUUACGCAGGGCAGUGAGGUGCUGGACUUUUACAAGGUCGAUGAGCUCAGCUUUGCUGCCAAUCUCUGGAUCCUUUUGGCCCUGAUUGUGGGCUUCCGUUUGAUCGCAUACUUGAUCCUGCUGCGCAACGGUCCCGUUUACGAUCUGGCCCUCUAAAAUGCCCGAGUCAAUCCUGCCGUGGGUUUACAGCGCCGGCACACGCAUAUUUUUGCUUGCCUGCGGGCGCCUUUGCGUGAGCCCUCCAUAUGUCCACUCUCGAGGAUAUACGUGUCCUGCUCUCCAAACCCUCGAGCGGUCUGUGUUUGGCUGACGGAUGCCGAGUGUCAUCAUCCGAGUCUUGCGCCAAAGUAUCCAUUGAUCCUGCUUUGGGCCAUAGAAUUCAAUAAUCGGGCGCGUGUGCCUAGAGUGUGAGUCUUUGUGUUCUUCUCCCAGCCUUUGUCCUGAGUUAUUGGAAUAUCACCGAAUACCUAGUGUACGAUAAAAAAAAAAUCAAAUUUAUGAUU